AUGGAGUUGCUCUAUUUCCAAUUGGUGCACAGCGGCGCACUGUUGAAGGUGUCCCGCAUUGCGGCUGAGGCCGUCUAUGGUCUCCUCCUCCUGUAUGAGCUGCACCUCCAUCUCAGAGACACGACUAGCGAGACGUUUAUUGUCAUCACGGAGCUCGUGCACCUGUUGCUCAAGUCUUUGAGUCUGCUGUUGGAGGAUAAAGCAGCGCCAUUGGCAGAAUGCGUGAUGGGUGAUUCCAUCUUGUGUUUUGGCUUUGAGCAAGGCGACGUUUGUCUGCUUGCGUUGUCGUAA
Molecule: messenger RNA, 291 nt
Organism: Trypanosoma grayi
Lineage: Eukaryota; Euglenozoa; Kinetoplastea; Trypanosomatida; Trypanosomatidae
Exons: 1
Coding region: 1-291 (96 amino acids)
Source: RefSeq, a predicted model, not a curated record